UCACCACCCAACUUGUUUGGUUUUUCUCUUUCUAUCUUGACAAAAACAAACCAAUGUUUCUUCUUCCUAACUGAUUCUUACUGAUUUCAAAGUUCUUAUCGAGAUGGCGAGGAGCAGACUGGUCAUUGGUCAUGGGAUAUGGAAGUACUUCAACUCUGCUUAUAAUCUUGGAAGGACUAUGCGUCUAGCUUUGCUUUUCAUCCUCUUCAUCUCUGUUUCCAUGGUCGUUUGGGACCGUCAAACGCGUGGCCGAGAUCACGAGUUUGAAGUUUCUAAGUUAAAUAAACAAGUCUUGCGGUUGCAGCUGAUGCUGGGAGAUGUAAAAAGUGUCAAGGAAGAUUUAACUAUGAGGACACUGAAGAACGUCAAGGAAGAUCCAGUUGAUGCUCAACGAAUGCAGAGAGUAAAAGAAGCAAUGGUUCAUGCUUGGAGUUCAUAUGAAAAGUAUGCUUGGGGAAAAGACGAGCUUCAGCCACAGACAAAAGAUGGCGUUGAUAGCUUUGGUGGCCUAGGAGCGACUAUAAUAGAUGCAUUAGACACACUCUAUAUAAUGGGUUUACACAAGCAGUUUAAGAAAGCCAGAGAGUGGGUUGCAACAUCAUUAGAUUUCAACAAGGACUAUAACGCCAGUAUGUUUGAGACAACCAUAAGAAUGGUGGGAGGGCUUCUCAGCUCGUAUGAUCUUUCAGGGGAUAAAAUUUUCCUUGAAAAGGCUAAGGAUAUAGCUGACAGAUUAUUGCCGGCAUGGGACUCUCCUUCAGGUAUACCAUAUAAUAUUAUCAACUUGAGACAUGGAAACGCUCACAACCCUACAUGGACAGGGGGAGAUAGUAAUCUUGCAGAAUCUGGAACUGAACACCUCGAGUUUAUUGCCCUUUCUCAGAGGACAGGGGACCCUAAAUAUCAGCAAAAGGUAGAAAAGGUUAUUUCAGUACUAAAUAAGAAUUACUCUGCUGAUGGUUUACUUCCACUCUAUAUAAAUCCUGAAACAGCUGAACCAUCAUACUCAACCAUAACAUUUGGUGGAGGGGGAGACAGAGAUAUGUGGGAGAAAUCAAUGAAUGGUUUGGUAAGCUUGAUCAAGAAAUCAACACCUUCUUCCUUUACAUAUAUCUGUGAGAAGAGUGGAAGUUUUUUGAUUGAUAAGAUGGAUGAAUUGGCUUGCUUUGCUCCUGGAAUGUUGGCUUUAGGAUCAUCUGGGUAUAAUGAUCCUGCUCAUGCAAAGAAGUUUCUCUCCCUUGCUGAAGAGCUUGCAUGGACAUGCUAUAACUUUUACGAAUCAACACCAACAAAACUAGCUGGAGAGACUUAUGUCUUCAACUCUGGAAGUGAUAUGAGUGUUGGGACGUCUUCGAACAUCUUGAGACCAGAGACUGUUGAAUCAUUGUUUUACCUCUGGAGGUUAACUGGUAACAAGACAUAUCAAGAUUGGGGAUGGAAUAUAUUUGAAGCUAUUGAGAAAAACUCGCGCAUAGAGACUGGAUAUGUCGGUUUGAAAGAUGUUAAUACGGGAGUUAAGGACAACAAGAUGCAGAGUUUCUUCCUUGCUGAGACGCUUAAGUAUCUCUAUCUCCUCUUCUCGCCCACAACGGUUAUUUCUUUGGACGAGUGGGUGUUCAACACAGAAGCUCAUCCACUAAAGAUCGUGCCCUGGAAGGAUCAGGUGACUCGUGGACGAUCCAACAGUGUCCAGCAACACAAUCCAGCAGUUACAUUACGCCAGGGGCGCUUAGUUCGGAUGAAACAUAAGUAA
Eruca vesicaria subsp. sativa (arugula) is the source of this 1753-nucleotide messenger RNA. Lineage: Eukaryota; Viridiplantae; Streptophyta; Magnoliopsida; Brassicales; Brassicaceae. The record is from the annotation of a GenBank genome assembly.